Molecule: messenger RNA, 687 nt
Organism: Rhagoletis pomonella (apple maggot)
Lineage: Eukaryota; Metazoa; Arthropoda; Insecta; Diptera; Tephritidae
Product: protein YIPF5-like
Biological process (GO): vesicle fusion with Golgi apparatus; endoplasmic reticulum to Golgi vesicle-mediated transport
Cellular component (GO): trans-Golgi network; membrane
Source: RefSeq, a predicted model, not a curated record
ACUCUGGCUGUCUUGAAUCCCAUGCGCGCCACAGAUCAAGCCAUACUACAGGAUACUGAUAUGGCCGGACCAUUGGUCUUUUGCCUGGCUCUAGGUGGCUUUCUCCUUUUGAGCGGCAAAGUAACAUUUUCGUACAUUUAUGGCAUUGGUGUGAUGGGCUGUAUCGCCUUCUAUUGUCUGCUAUCGCUGAUGGCAACACAGGCGCAAGUAACAUUCGGUGCUGUGGUCUCCGUGCUUGGCUAUUGCUUGUUACCCAUGGUUGUGCUGUCCGGCAUUAAUGUUUUAAUCACCAUACAGGGUACAUUGGGACUUAUUAUUGCUGGUGUGGCGAUAAUGUGGUGUGCAAUGUCUGCUUCGAAACUGUUCGUGACGGCCUACUCGAUGGACCAUCAACAAGUACUGAUUGCGUAUCCGUGCGCGCUUUUGUAUGGAGUUUUUGCGUUGAUUACAAUAUUUUAAAUACAAAAGCAUUCAGCAAAGCAUAAUAGUGGUCAAGAAAAAAUUAUCAUUAUAAAACUAUGAUAAUAAUAAUAAUGGCGAAACAGAUAAGUAACGAUUUUUAAAAUUUAUGCUUUUAUAAAAAUAUGUACAUUUGUGUGUGCAUCUAUUAAUUAUGUAUUUUUUGAAUUGAUAUUUUAUAAUAAAUUACUAAAAUUUUUGAGCACAUCCUUAUACAUAAAUAAUCGU